Molecule: messenger RNA, 1730 nt
Organism: Leptonychotes weddellii (Weddell seal)
Lineage: Eukaryota; Metazoa; Chordata; Mammalia; Carnivora; Phocidae
Source: RefSeq, a predicted model, not a curated record
UCCUCCUCUUCCAGGGAGAGGUCUGUGCGGUUCCAUGUGCCGCAGGAACCUAUGGCCCCAACUGCUCGUCUGUCUGUAGCUGUACCAACCGUGGCAUCUGUUCCCCCGUGGAUGGCUCCUGCACCUGCAAGGAAGGGUGGCAAGGCCUGGACUGCACCCUGCCGUGUCCCAGCGGGACGUGGGGCCUGAACUGUAACGAGAGCUGCGCCUGCGCCAACGGGGCAGCCUGCAGCCCCGCAGAUGGCUCCUGCUCGUGCACCGCUGGCUGGCUCGGAGACACCUGCGAACUGCCCUGCCCAGAUGGCACAUUUGGGCUGAACUGCAGUGAGCGCUGUGACUGCAGCCACGCGGAUGGCUGCGAUCCUGUCACGGGCCACUGCUGCUGUCUCGCCGGAUGGACAGGCAUCCGCUGUGACAGCAUGUGUCCGCCUGGUCGCUGGGGUCCCAACUGCUCCGUCUCCUGCAGCUGCGAGAACGGCGGGUCCUGCUCCCCAGAGGAUGGGAGCUGCGAGUGUGCCCCUGGCUUCCGAGGAACCUUAUGCCAGAGAAUCUGCCCCCCCGGGUUCUAUGGCCACGGCUGCGCCCAGCCGUGUCCCCUCUGCGUGCACAGCGGUGGGCCGUGCCACCACAUCAGCGGCAUCUGUGAGUGCCUCCCAGGAUUCUCCGGAGCCCUCUGCAACCAAGUGUGUGCUGGAGGGCACUUUGGGCAGGACUGUGCCCAGCUCUGCUCCUGUGCCAACAAUGGGACCUGCAGCCCCAUCGAUGGCUCCUGCCAGUGCUUCCCUGGAUGGAUUGGCAAGGACUGCUCACAGGCUUGCCCACCAGGGUUCUGGGGCCCAGCCUGCUUCCACACAUGUAGCUGCCACAAUGGGGGCAGCUGCAGCGCUGAGGAUGGAGCCUGCCACUGCACCCCUGGCUGGACUGGACUCUUCUGCACGCAGCGCUGCCCUGCAGCGUUUUACGGGAAGGACUGUGGGCGCGUGUGCCAGUGUCAGAACGGCGCCAGCUGUGACCACAUCAGCGGCAAGUGCACCUGCCGCACGGGCUUCACCGGGCGACACUGUGAGCAGAGAUGUGCCCCAGGAACCUUUGGCUAUGGGUGUCAGCAGCUGUGCGAAUGCAUGAACAAUGCCACCUGUGACCACGUCACUGGCACCUGUUAUUGCAGCUCUGGAUUCAAAGGAAUCCGGUGUGACCAAGCUGCCCUCAUGAUGGAGGAGCUGAAUCCCUACACCAAGAUCAGCCCAGCGCUGGGUGCAGAGCGGCACUCUGUGGGUGCUGUCACAGGCAUCGUCCUCCUGUUGUUCCUCAUUGUGGUGCUGCUGGGCCUGUUUGCUUGGCGCCGGCGGCGACAGAAAGAGAAAGGCCGUGACCUGGCUCCCCGUGUCUCCUAUACACCUGCCAUGAGGAUAACCAGCACAGACUACUCGCUCUCAGAUUUGUCUCAAAGUAGCAGCCAUGCACAGUGCUUUUCCAAUUCCAGCUACCACGCACUGGCGUGCGGGGGGCCUGCCACCAGCCAGGCCAGCACUCUGGACAGGAACAGCCCCACCAAGCUCAGUAACAAGUCCCUUGACAGAGACACAACAGGCUGGACCCCCUACAGCUUUGUGAACGUGUUAGACUCCCAUUUCCAGAUCAGUGCCCUGGAGGCCAGGUACCCGCCCGAGGACUUCUACAUUGAACUUAGACACCUCAGCCGCCCCGCUGAGCCACACUCACCAGGUUAG